Molecule: messenger RNA, 631 nt
Organism: Diachasmimorpha longicaudata
Lineage: Eukaryota; Metazoa; Arthropoda; Insecta; Hymenoptera; Braconidae
Exons: 2
Coding region: 110-376 (88 amino acids)
Molecular function (GO): peptidase inhibitor activity
Source: RefSeq, a predicted model, not a curated record
GUUGGAGAGUCAGUUGGCGUCUUGGUAGACGACAGGGUGCAUCUCACCUCUCGCUGUUUCAAUAACGUCAAAGUUUAAAGUUACACUGUCAUUUGUCAGCAGUAAAAUUAUGGCACGCAAAUACCUGACACUGUUCUGUGCCCUCCUGGUUGUCAGCUUGACGAUGGCAACGCGUGUGGAGAGGAGAUGUGUCGAGGGCAGGAGUUACUUCGAUGGUUGCAAUAACUGCUUCUGUAGCAACGGAAACGUGGCAUGCACACUGAUGGCAUGUCAAAGUGAGGACCCCAAAACCGGGGAAAUGCGCGACAUCAUUCCUUUACAGCCUCCGGAGGACUUCUGGCAGCCCAUAACCAACAUCGAUCCACCACGCAUUUAAUUACUCCAUAAAUAAUAUUAUCAGACAGCAUAUAUUAGAUUAUCGAAUCAAUUAAAUCACAUUUCAUGUACAAAUAAUUCGAUUGCCCGCGGUAUUAAAUUAAUGGGAAAUAACAUAAUCCAUCACAAUGCAUGUCAAUAAAAUUUUGACCAAAAUGUUUAAAAAAACAUGACAUAUCGUUCUGUCAAUUAUCGCGAAAUAUUAUGUGACGCGAUGAUUCACGAUGUUUUUGAAUAAAACUUUUUCACCCAGAAA